GCUGUCGUACACAUCUGGAGCCGCAUUUAACAUUAAGAAAACUCAACUUUGACAUGUGCUCUGAAAUGGGACUGUGAAAGAGUCAAAUUAUUGUACGGUAUCCAUAUGCGAGGGUUUAUUGUGGAGUUUUUUUGUCUGUAGUUAAUCGUUUUUAAAGUGAUCUCUUGGCGCUUUCCUUGGACUGACUACAUCACCAUGCGUAAACAUUGUAGGUCUGGGGGUUUCAUACGUCCUCAUAACCGAUAUGGUGUGUAACUUUUGUUAAGUCGAUACGACGAUUAAAGUAGUUCAUUUAAAUGGACAGUCAUUUCCUGCCCGAGGAUAUACGCCAUGAAGGACGGUAGGCUAGGUAGGGUAAUACCCUAAUUAGAUCAAUUGUCAGUGUAUGACCUAGAGUAGGCUAUUAUCCGUGUUUUACAUGUAGCUACCAUCGUUUUUUAAACAAGUGAAUUAUCUCUUUAAAUGAAACUUGACUUAUGCUUUUUCGAUGAUGACAUGAUCAAUGAGGUGGGCUUAAUUUGUGGACAUCAAAUAACUGAAAAGCGGCACGUGAUUUGGUAUAAGAUUUUCUUAUUUCGCCCAUUGUACGUUGCUUCUUUGGAAGGAAAGUUUGGGUAUGGCAUGCAAGCGCAUAGCUCCAUACUGAAGUGUUUAAGUUAGUCUGAAGGGAAAUUUUAAAUACCUAAAAAUACAGCGUUGGUUUCUUCCCUACAAAGAGUCAUUUGAACUUCCCACCGCAGAGCGAGAGCGACAUAAAUAGUUCUGACAUGUGGAUGUAAUUUCAGAAGAGGAAGAAAAAACACAGAUGUUCAGAAAUAAAGAGAACAGGCUUAGUUUGAACGUAUUGUAACGUCCAGAUAAAAGAGGCAGAGAUUAAAAAUAGUUAUGAUUUUUCGAGCCAUUAUCACAGUCAAGAGGACAGAUGGAGUAUAAAGAUGAAAUACUUCAUCCAGACUGUUAAGUAGGUUAUUUGCAUCGGAACUGUGCAUCCAUCUUAGUAAACCUGCUUUUUGAAAGGACACUUGGUGGUCCCAGAGUUUUCUCAGUUAGGGAUGGGACCCUUUUUUGAGUCCAAUAAUUUGGGCUUUCUUCUCGUAUCGCUCCUCGGCUGUGCUUUUCUGGUAUACGCCGACGAUGUUCUCACCAAAGAAGAACAAAUUGGCCUGUUGUUCAAAGCAAAAGGGAAAUGUGAGGGUGCCAUUAAGUCCAAAUACAGUAUUCCUGAUAGUUUCUGCUCACCGGAAUGGGAUGGUAUUGUUUGUUGGCCAGAGGGGGCUCCAGGGAAGCUGGUGUCCACUUCAUGUCCUGAGUACAUCUAUGACUUCAACCAUAAAGGCCUAGCAUAUCGUCGCUGUGACAACAACGGAACGUGGGAGAUCACAACCAGCAACAACAAGACCUGGGCCAAUUACAGUGAAUGUGCAAAAUUCCUCUCCAACUACAAGAACGAUGAGAAGGAAGUCUUUGACCGGCUGUAUCUCAUUUAUACGGUGGGCUACUCCAUCUCUCUGGGAUCACUUAUGGUGGCUGUAGUAAUCUUGGGAUAUUUCCGGCGGUUGCAUUGCACCAGGAACUACAUCCACAUGCACCUGUUUGUGUCCUUCAUGCUGCGGGCCAUCAGUAUCUUUGUGAAAGACGUGGUCUUGUAUUCUGGCUCGGUCUUGGAGGACAUGGAGCGCGUCAGUGUGGAAGAUCUCAAGUCCAUCACUGAAGCACCUCCAGCCAAUAAAACCCAGUUUAUUGGCUGCAAGGUGGCUGUGACCUUGUUCUUGUACUUCCUGGCCACUAACUACUACUGGAUCCUGGUGGAAGGCCUUUAUCUUCACAGUCUCAUCUUCAUGACCUUCUUCUCUGACAGGAAGUAUCUUUGGGGAUUUACUAUGAUUGGUUGGGGAGUUCCAGCUAUGUUUGUGACAGUUUGGGCAAGUGUUCGAGCCACCUUGGCAGACACAGAGUGUUGGGACCUAAGUGCUGGCAAUUUGAAAUGGAUAGUUCAGAUACCCAUCUUGACUGCCAUCGUUGUGAAUUUUCUGCUGUUCCUAAAUAUAAUCAGAGUUCUGGCAACCAAGCUAAGAGAAACCAAUGCCGGCAGAUGUGACACACGACAGCAGUACAGGAAACUGUUGAAGUCAACCUUGGUGCUGACGCCUCUGUUUGGGGUCCACUACAUUGUGUUCAUGGCCAUGCCGUACACAGAAGUUACCGGGGUUCCUUGGCAGAUACAGAUGCACUACGAGAUGCUUUUCAACUCUUUCCAGGGAUUCUUUGUUGCAAUUAUAUAUUGCUUCUGUAAUGGCGAGGUGCAAGCAGAGAUCAAGAAGUCCUGGAGUAGGAGGACGCUAGCCCUGGACUUUAAGAGGAAAGCUCGGAGUGGCAGUAACACAUACAGCUACGGACCCAUGGUGUCACACACCAGCGUGACCAAUGUCACCGCUCGCGGACCGCUGGCCCUGCACCUCACCACGCGACUGGGGCCCGUCACCGUUAACGGCCACCGGAACCUACCGGGCUACGUGAAGAACGGCUCUGUGUCGGAGAACUCAAUCCCUUCCUCGGGGCAGGAGUUGCACGUCCCCGAAGAGGAGCCGUCCAACGUCACACAGCGCUCCUGCGACGAGGAGAAACCCUCGCCCGUGGUGGAGGAAGAGAGGGAAACGGUCAUGUGACCGCGCCUGUUUAAACUCGCCACCAGGAAGGCACGUCGGCUGAGUCAUGAAACAGCACGGAGCAGUCGAGCAUCUCAGGAUGUUGUGUGGGGAUGACUGUGUUCACACUGCCAGUUAUUCUCCUGUGAAUCAAGCCAGGACUUGCAGGAUGGGAUGAGGCUAGGCUCAAGGGUGUAUCGAUGUGUGAGGCGGUUCACCGAUACAAUCACCUUCUCCAUUCUUGCAGAGACUCUGCUCUGACACAGAUCAACUGUUGGCUGAGAACAGAAUGGAGCAAUUUCAUGGCUGUUUCUCAUUGACGUUAUUGUGUCACUGGUAGGAUGAAUACAAUCUUGUAGCUCCUUUAGUUUUCAUCGUCAAGUAUUUUUACUACUCUGCUCGUGGAAUUAGAAUCACAUUGUCUGUUCUUCGUAGUUCCAACACCUUACAGUAUAUAAAGCUCAAUCUCAGAUAUUGUAGAUUUGCUCUUUUGUAUAUAUAUAUAUAUCUAUAUAUAUCUAUAUAGAUAUAUAGAUAUACUCUCGCUUACCUUUACAGAGAGAAGCAGCAGGCUUGCAGGGUUCAGGUUCAUUGUUAGCAUUUGUUAGAUAGUGAGUACAUCACUGUAUAUGCAGGUGAGAAGAACACUUAAUCUUUUCUAAAGUAUUGGAAUCAUGUACUCCUAGGUCAUGGAAUAUUUCUCUAUAGUCUCAUACAGGACAGAACUCACUGGUUUGAAUUUGUCGUAAACCAAAUCCACUUCAAUGUAAAAGGGAACAUGACUCAGGGAACCUAGAUCUGCCAUUACUGUGUAUCAGUUUUAGGUACUCUGCACAGUACUGUAGUUUCAGAACAGUGUAAGUGUUAAAGCCCAUGGGGCAAUACGAGGAAAGGUGGCGUUUCUUGAGAAUUCCUGGUAUUCUUACUAACCAAGUAUUGACCAGUAUUUAACAAUGUGUUGCCAAUGGGAGUUUAUUCCACAGUGUUUUAAUGAUCCAUGAUAGUAUUUUGUGAUUCUUUUUUAUAAUGAUGACUAAUGAGAAUAUGUCAUUCUUUAGAGACUGGCAGUAUGUUGGAGACAGGUGUAGUGUUUGACAUCAUAGAAUUGUAGCAGUUUUUCCCUGAAGGUUUGUUGGAGGGAGACUCCCCUCAGAAAGGCAGGGGCGCGGGAAACGGUCCUAUUUUCCACAGAAUGUUAAUUAAAUGAGGAACUCAAUGGAAAUCUCAAAUUCCCUUGGAAUUCCAAAGGAGAAAUCUGGUUUGGAAUGAAGGAACACUAGAACCGAAUAACACACACGUUUUAUAUGGUCCAGUGUUAUGCUGCUUUUUGUAUAUAAUGUAUGUACACAUGUAGAAGUCACAAUGUUUACAAAUCAUAAAUCCAUUUUAAUUGUGAGCUAAAAUUUGUUUCAUAAAUAUGUAAUCAUAUUAAAAUCUUGUGUACAGAUAAAGCGAUAUAUACGGUGGCCCACGGGUACACAACAACAUUAGCGAAGCAAACAAAAGUUGAAAAUCAAUUACAU
This is a messenger RNA of Hypomesus transpacificus, 4168 nucleotides long. It is a transcript of the gene pth1r, whose product is annotated as parathyroid hormone 1 receptor. Gene Ontology annotation, biological process: intracellular calcium ion homeostasis; adenylate cyclase-activating G protein-coupled receptor signaling pathway; cell surface receptor signaling pathway. The transcript is spliced from 13 exons. Bases 1053 to 2666 code for a protein of 537 amino acids. Gene Ontology annotation, molecular function: G protein-coupled peptide receptor activity; parathyroid hormone receptor activity; peptide hormone binding. Lineage: Eukaryota; Metazoa; Chordata; Actinopteri; Osmeriformes; Osmeridae. Gene Ontology annotation, cellular component: plasma membrane. The record is from RefSeq and is a predicted model, not a curated record.